Molecule: messenger RNA, 293 nt
Organism: Paramecium sonneborni
Lineage: Eukaryota; Ciliophora; Oligohymenophorea; Peniculida; Parameciidae
Source: the annotation of a GenBank genome assembly
AUGAGUGAAUAACUUAAAAACAAUUCUUAUGGUUAUUUAAUGCUUGAAUUUUCCAAUUUUCACGGUUUGACAGCUUAAAAAUUAUAUAAUGAAGAAAUAGACAUUCCAAGAGUAGUAAAAUAACCAAAAAGAAAGCAUAUAACCUCAGUCCUUGAUGGAAUUUAAACGUAAGAAAAUCAGUUAAGGGAGGAAGCAGUGAUUAAUUGGGUUAAGAUAAUAUUCAAGAGGUUAGUUUAGAUGAGGAUUAUUCAUGAAAUUUUAAUUAUUCCGCUUCUGGUUUUAAUUUAUUGAAU